Molecule: messenger RNA, 771 nt
Organism: Oikopleura dioica
Lineage: Eukaryota; Metazoa; Chordata; Appendicularia; Copelata; Oikopleuridae
Source: the annotation of a GenBank genome assembly
AUGAUGAGUCCAGGAGCAGAAGAGAGAUGCUACUCCGAAUCAAGAGGAAAGUUAAUAUUCGCAGAAAAAGGAAGACCAGUUCAUCAAAUCGUUGAGAAUCUCCCUCGACCGCUGACUCAUGAACUUGAGCGUCGAACGCGAAAUCCAGGCGGCGCUGAUGACCAAUUCCUCGAGAGCACGAACGUCUGUCACGAAGAACUUUCCUUCGCGGAAAAUGUCGACCUUUUUGGCAAACUCGCUUCUGGCGCUGAGUUCGAAGAACGCGACUUUUGUCUAAAUCUGGGACUCGGAUCGAGAAGAACUCGUUCAGCGACAAGUUGGACAAGUUGUGUUGCCUUCGUCGGAUUUAGUAACUCGGGAGAGAAACUGGUCGUUUCUGAAAGCGAUUCUAUCGCCAUUUUUAGCUGCGUAACCUGGACAAAUGAAGGAACCUGGUGCAAUUUGGAAGGCCCUGCUUUGAACGUCUGUUGGUCACAUGACGAUCAAAAGAUCAUUUUCGCCAUCAAAAACAAGAUCUUCAUCGCGUCUUUCGAAGGAAUCAUGGGCCCGGACGAAGAAGCUCGCGAAAUCGAAGGCUUCGAAGGCGACGUCCUCCAAAUGUCCUGGCAUAAUCAACGCCUCGCAGUUGCGGUUGAGGGGCUCAGCGAUACGCUUUUGUACUCGAAAAAAAAGAAGUACUGGAAAGUAAAAUCUUACAGCUGGUUCGCCAAACAUCAGAUUCCUCAAGAAGAAUGGAAUUGGACGAUUCAUCGUUGUUUGUUGCUGACUUAA